This is a messenger RNA of Electrophorus electricus (electric eel), 4050 nucleotides long. NCBI's taxonomy places the organism in Eukaryota, Metazoa, Chordata, Actinopteri, Gymnotiformes, Gymnotidae. The record is from RefSeq and is a predicted model, not a curated record.
GUGUGCUCAGGGUCGCGAAUCUCGUCGUUUUCCAGAUGAUCUCAGUGUUGGACCCCCCUCCCUACCAGGGUGACACAGACUAACGGAGGAAAUUAUGGGCUUUCUUUAACACAACGGGAGUCAUGACAUGGAGAAUACGUUGCUGAAUGCUGGAGGUUUCUCGCGUGUUCACUGUUCUCUGCGUAACGGCAAGGAAAUGUACCGCAAGCCGAAAAUAUUUAAAUGUUAAUUUAAUGACUGGCGAAAAGGAUUUGACGGGCCAGGUCCGCUUUCGCCUCCGCUAGACUCCCCGGCAGGGCAGGAUGUCUGGGGACGAGGAGGGUUACCCCGAGGCGCAGCUGGUGACAGAAGCCGGACCCAACUGGCUCCGGGCCGAGAUUGAGCGCCUGUCCCGUGAGCUGGGCGAGACGAGCCGGGAGAAGAUCCAGGCGGCGGAGUACGGGCUGGUGGUUCUGGAGGAGAAGCAGCAGUUAAAGCAACGAUACGACGAACUAGAAAGCGAGUAUGAAGCCGUUCGGCAAGAACUGGACCAGCUCAGGGAGGCAUAUGGCCAGGCCCACUCUGCCCACAGGAAGGUGGCGGAGGAUGGGGAGAGUCGGGAGGAGUCCCUGAUCCUGGAGUCAGCAUCCAAGGAGGCAUAUUACGAGCAGAGGGUGCAGGAGCUGCAGGCAGAGGUGCGGCAGACCAAGGCCGCACUUACCAGCAGUCAGAGCGAGAACGAACGGCUGACCAGCCUCUCGCUGGAGAUGAAAGAGAAUAACGAGCUGGGGGAAUUGCAGCGCUCUCGUCUCCGUGAUGACAUUAGAGAGUAUAAGAUCAGAGAGUCCCGGCUGCUGCAGGACUGCACUGAGCUGGAGGAGGAGAACAUCAGCCUGCAAAAGCAAGUCUCAGUGCUGAAACAGGGCCAGGUGGAGUUUGAGGGUCUGAAACAUGAGAACCGGAGGCUGGAGGAAGAGGCACAGUACCUCAACAGCCAGCUAGACGAUGCCAUCCGGCUGCGUGAGAUCGCAGAGCGCCAGCUGACCGAGGCUCUGGAGACAGUCAAGACUGAGCGUGAGCAGAAGACGGCCCUUCGCAAAGAGCUAACGCAUCACAUGACUCUGGGUGACUCUCUCCUCGCUGGCUCAUUGGAUGGACUCAAACUGGGCAUAGACGAGCCCAACAAUGAUGACAUCAUGCGCGCCUUUGAAAACGGCUUCGUCAAAGUGGCUGACGGUGAUGAGGACAACAGGUCGUCUACGCCCAAGAAGGGCGAGAAGUUCCGGCCGGCACCAAGCCUGGUGGAUGACCUGCUGAGUGAGCUGAAUAUUUCGGAGAUCCAGAAACUUAAACAGCAGCUCCUACAGGUGGAGCGGGAGAAGGUGGCUCUCCUCGCCACUCUCCAGGACUCCCAGAAGCAGCUGGAGCAGGCGCGUGGGGCGCUGGCCCAGCAGCAGGAGGCCGUGGUGCGCCUGAGCGAUGACCUGGGGGUCAUGCGACGCCUGCAGGCCGCCAAGGAGCGACACUCUGCACUGGACAGUGAGAGGGAGCGGGACAGCCACGAGGAGGGAGACACCGACUACUAUGAGCUGGACAUCCAUGGGCCCGAGAUCCUGCGCUGCAAGUACGAGGUGGCCAUCACUGAGGCCAGCGAGCUAAGGGAGGAGCUAAAGCUUCUGAAGGCGGAGCAUGACGAGGUGAAGGUGGAGCACGCGGAGGUACGCGUGCGGUUGGAGAGCCAGGUGCGUGAGCUGAGUGGCCAGGUGUCCGAACUAGAGGGCUUGGGCCGGGCAGAGCAGGAGCAGGUGGCACGGCUGCAGCAGGAGCUGCAGGAGGCCAGCGCGCUCGCUGGCCAGUCUCAGGGUGCGCUGGGCGUGGCCCAGGACGAGCUGGUGGCCUUCAGUGAGGAGCUGGCCAACCUCUACCACCAUGUCUGUAUGUGCAACAAUGAGACGCCCAGCCGUGUCAUGCUCGACUUCUACAAAGAGGGCAAAGGCAAGGCAGGGCAUACUCCCGGUGGUCCUGAUGUGGCGCCGGCCACAGAGACGGCCGGCGGCGGCGUCUCCGCAACAUGCCCUGCCCGUGAGGACUCCAGGAAGGAGUCCAUGGAUGUGUACAACCUGGUUACGAUCAUCCGGGACCAGAUCCAACACCUGCAGCAGGCGGUGGACCGCACCACGGAGCUGUCACGGCAACGCGUGGCGUCACUGGAACUGGCGGCUUUGGCCGAUAAGGACCAGACAGCCUGCAUGGAGGAGAUCCUGAAGCUCAAGUCCCUGCUGAGCACCAAGCGGGAACAGAUCGCUACUCUCAGGGCUGUGCUCAAAGCCAACAAACAGACUGCUGAGGUGGCUCUGGCCAACCUGAAAAGCAAGUACGACAAUGAGAAGGCCAUCGUCACGGAGACGAUGAUGAAGCUGAGGAACGAGCUAAAGGCUCUUAAAGAGGACGCGGCCACCUUCUCCUCCCUCAGAGCCAUGUUUGCCACCAGGUGCGAUGAGUAUGUGACUCAGUUAGACGACAUGCAGAGACAGCUUGCGGCAGCCGAGGAUGAGAAGAAGACGCUGAACUCCCUGCUGCGCAUGGCCAUCCAGCAGAAGCUUGCUCUCACCCAACGCCUAGAGGACCUGGAGUUCGACCACGAGCAGGCCCGCAGGGGUGGGGCCAGCGUGGGGGCCUCCGCCCGCCCAAAAGGCCCCUUUGCACGCGGCAAGGGGCCCUCCUUUUCCUCCAGCCCUCACUAAUUUUAGUUUCCAUGAAGAUUGCCCUCAAAGUGGUUAGUCCAUGACUGCAACUCCUCAUGCCAUUGACAGCCCUGCUCCAGAAGGCUUCAACACACACACAGUUCUGGUCCUUCCCUACAUUAGUUACGGAACUGGUAUUUAUAUUUAUUGGCAGCCAAAAAAGCGAAACGACACUGCAGUCCUCAACACGUUCUGUUUAGUUUAAUUGCACUUUUCACCCAUUACUCAGCAUUAUGUAAAGGAUGCAUAUUUCAGUAUUUACCACUUCUUAAAUUCUAAGUAUUUAAUAUAAAUGAUAAUAUAAGUAUGCUUUUAAUAGUAUUAUGGUUUCUUGCUUGUCAUGUUCUGAGGAAAACCCAGGGAAAAAGUACUUACAAAUUCUGUAAAUUUAUGUAUUUGUUUUAAUAGCCAGACUGAACAAUUCAUUGUCAUCCUUUUUAACUAGUUAGUUUGUAGACCCAAUACAAAACAAUUACUCCAUAAAGCUUUGGAGUGUAUCAGAGUGGAUUACAGAAUUGCUGGCUUCAGUACAAGUAAAAAGAAAUCAUUUCCAGAUUAGAAGAAUGUUGGUGCUCCUCUCCUUGGGAAGUAUAUGGAAUAGGUCAGAACUUUUUGUAACAGAAACGUUCAUACCAGAGGAAGUGUUUUUUUGUUUUUGUUUUUCCCCCCCAUUAAAGACCAUUUGUGCCUUUUUUGAAGCUAUUUACAUAUUUUAUAAGGAAUUAGACAGCAAAAGGCUCUUGUUUUCUGUAAAUUUGUCUUGUAACCAUGGUACAUAACUCAGUGCUUUCUAACGUGCUAUCAAAUACUGUCAGUCUAUGUAAACGUAAUUUACACAUGUCAAAUGGAAUGUUUUCAUUACUUACCUUCUUCAUUAUGAAGAAAAUGUUACGCUCUCAGAGAAAAGAAAAAGGGCUGUUCACUCACUACAGGACGGUUUAACCAUUUCAAAAUACCGUUUGUCACAACAGUGAAAAGUUGCAUCCCCCAUCCCACCGUAGCCCACGAGUUUGUUUUUCAGACAGCGCUUACUGACCAUCCAGGAUAGGAACGACGAUUUUGCAGUAUUUUUUACACAUGAAAUGACCACGUAUUCAUUCAUGACACUUACGUGUACGUCUGUGUGCAUUAAGAUGAGUGAUGUGUAUUUUUAUUGCUAGCUAUAAAGUUGAAGUUUGUGUUGCUAAUGGGAAACAAAACUUUUAUUUUUUCUUCUUUUGUGAUACAUUUCAAGGGCAAGUUACCAGGCUAGCUAACACUAGCUUGUAUGAGCCAUAAUUCAUUUUGUCGAGGUUCUCAUCUUGCACAAUAAACCGUACUAAAUAUU